AUGAAGUACUUUGUAUUCUCUUCAUCGUUAGCCAAAAUUAUGAUGAUGUUCCUUUUUCCAUUUGUGUUAGCAGCUUCAGCUUAUCACAAUCAUGAAGACUUUCUUCAAUGCCUAAACUCUCGUAUAUCCAAGUCGAACUCUACCUUCCCUCCUCAACCCAUUAUCUACACUCAAAAUGAUCCGUCGUAUCUCAAUGUAUUGAACUCAUCCAUACAUAAUGACCGUUUUUCUUCUCCUUCAACCCUAAAACCAUUUGUUGUCAUCACGCCAUUUCAUGCCUCCCACAUCCAAGCCGCUGUUUUUUGCUCCAAAAAACAUGGCAUGCAAAUAAGAACCCGAAGUGGCGGCCAUGAUUAUGAGGGCUUUUCUUAUGUCUCUAGUGUCUCGUUUGUCGUAAUUGAUAUGAGAAACCUUAAUUUGGUCAACGUAGAUGUGGCGAGUAAAUCUGCUUGGGUUCAAGCUGGAGCUACCCUUGGUGAACUCUAUUAUAGGAUUGCUGAAAGAAGUAGAAAUCUCGCGUUCUCAGCCGGCGAUUGCCACACUGUUGGUGUUGGUGGACAGAUCGGUGGAGGAGGCUAUGGCUAUUUGACACGAAAAUAUGGCCUUGCAGCUGAUAAUAUUCUGGAUGCAAAACUAAUUGAUGUUAAAGGAAGAAUUCUUGAUAGAAAAUCUAUGGGUGAGGAUCUGUUUUGGGCCAUACGUGGUGGUGGAGCAGCAAGCUUUGGAAUCGUUCUUGCAUGGAAACUUCAACUAAUUCACAUUCCAUCGACAGUGACUGUGUUUGAUGUCAAGAGGAACAUGGAAGAUGAUGCAACAAAGAAGCUCGUUUAUCAAUGGCAACGCCGUGCUCACAAAGUCGAUGAAGACCUAUCAAUCUAUGCUAGGUUCCAAACUGAGAGUUCUAUUGAUAAAGAAGGCAAUAAGAAAAUUGUGCUAGGAGCUUCUUUUCGCACCACAUUCCAUGGAAACAUGGAUAGGCUCCUUCAAAUAAUGCGAAAGGAGUUUCCCGAAAUGGGUUUGCUAAGACAAGAGUGCACUGAAAUGAGUUGGGUCGAAUCCUUUCUCUAUCAUAAUUAUUUCAGAAAUGGAGAAUCCUUAGAUGUUUUACUCAACAAGACAUCUAAUUUCAAUAUGGAAUCAUUCAAAGCGAAAUCCGACUUUGUGAAAGAGCCCAUUCCAGAUGACGUAUUCGAAGAAAUGUUAGGAAGGUUGUACGAAGAAGAUGUAGGAAGAGUUUUGAUAGAUCUAUUUCCUUUCGGAGGAAAAAUGAAUGAAAUUUCGGAAUCCGCAAUCCCAUUCCCAUACCGAGCUGGAAAUCUCUACAACAUUCAUUACUUGGUUAGUUGGGGAGAAGAUGAGAAUUUUACAACAUCUCAAAAGCAUAUGAGUUGGGUAAGAGGACUCUAUAAUUAUAUGACUCCUUAUGUGUCAAAAAAUCCAAGGGCUGCAUAUCUCAAUUUUAGAGACCUUGACAUCGGGAUGAAUAACAAUAAGGGCAACAUCACAAGUGUUUAUAAAAACGUUGCACGAGCUAGGAUUUGGGGUACUAAGUAUUUCAAGAACAAUUUCAAUAGGUUGGUUCAUGUAAAAACUAUAGUUGACCCAACUAAUUUCUUUAGAAAUGAGCAAAGCAUCCCACCUCUUCGUUGA
Morus notabilis is the source of this 1650-nucleotide messenger RNA. RefSeq names its product cannabidiolic acid synthase-like. Gene Ontology annotation, molecular function: oxidoreductase activity; FAD binding. Lineage: Eukaryota; Viridiplantae; Streptophyta; Magnoliopsida; Rosales; Moraceae. The record is from RefSeq and is a predicted model, not a curated record. Bases 1 to 1650 code for a protein of 549 amino acids. The transcript has a single exon.